This is a messenger RNA of Orcinus orca (killer whale), 2250 nucleotides long. It is a transcript of the gene CD83, whose product is annotated as CD83 molecule. The transcript has 6 exons. NCBI's taxonomy places the organism in Eukaryota, Metazoa, Chordata, Mammalia, Artiodactyla, Delphinidae. The record is from RefSeq and is a predicted model, not a curated record. The coding region runs from base 813 to 1235 and encodes 140 amino acids.
UCCUAUCCUCACUGUGCGUUCCCUCUUUGUAGAACCACCCUCAAGCUCUGUACUCCACACCCCUCACCCCCAGCCUCAGACCUUCCCAGAGAAAUUGUGUAGAAUUGAGAGACAAAGCAAGGUCCACUUGAAAAAAGAGUGUCCGCCCACAUAAACUUCUUCAGAACAAUCUUUGCACAACGUACCUGCUGCUUAGUAAAUGUUUAAUAGUGAACUAAAACGUCCUCCUUUCCAUGCCCAUCCCCCAGAGCCCUGCCCUGGGAGGGGGGAGGUGAAGAGAACUAAGAUAACAUCGUUCUUCAGCUUUCUCGUCUCCUGGCUUCCAAACUCUGCCCAGGUUCUCCAAUGUCCGAAUUCCAAACGUGAUGACCUGCUCUACUGGCAAGACCUCUGAGAGAAAUAGAAUAACAAGCCACGGUCCUGGUGCUGCAUGAUAUGGACGGACAACGCCAGAAGGCCGGGGGCCAAGUAUGACGGAUUAGACGGGUUCCUUGGGAAACCUAGUCCGAUGAUCACAGAACCUGGAGAAAGGCGAGUCCUUGGGUUCACUGUGAUGUCACCACUGGCAGCUGGGCGAUCGGGAGAGCUGCUCCUCCUCUCGGAACCUUGUUUCGCUUCCGUGCAAAAGACCUAACAGCCUCGGCUGGCCUGGCUCCCGGCUCUGUUUGGAGGCCUGCAGUCUGGUGCCCGCGGCGCGGGAGGUGAAGGUGGCUUGUUCGGAGGAUGUGGACUUGCCCUGCACUGCCCCCUGGGACCCGCAGGUCCGCUACGCGGUUUUCUGGGCCAAGCUCACAAAUGGCAGUGCAGAGAGGAUGGAGGUGCCCCAGGAAGACCUGCAGUACUAUCAGCAGAGGGCCUCUUCAGAGGCCCCCAGGGAAAGGCUGUAUUCCCUGAGGAUCCAAAACACUACCAGCUGCAACUCGGGGACCUACAGGUGCACUCUGGUGGAUCCAGAAGGGCAGAGAAACCUCAGUGGCACCAUGAUCUUGAAAGUGACAGGAUGCUCUAAGGGACGCAAAGAAGAGACUUUUAAGAAAUACAGAGCUGAGGUUGUCCUGCUGUUGGCUCUGGUCAUUUUCUACGUGACACUCAUCAUUUUCACUUGCAAGUUUGCACGACAGCAGAGUAUUUUUCCAGACUUUCUUAAACCUGCCGUGGAACAUGCUUUUCUCCCAGUUACCUCCCCAGAUAAGCAUUUGGAGCCAGUGACUCUUCACAAGACAGAACUGGUGUGAGCAGGGUUUCUGCAGACUGUUUUUCCAAGGUUGAAGGCUCCGUGGUGUGCAUCCACAUCACACCGAACAGGAGAAGCCUGGGCCCCACACUGAACACACCAUCCUUCCUGUGAAGCCCUUCGCUUGACUGAAACAUCCAAAAGUGGAUCCCACCCCACUUUUUGUGAGCGGGGCCUUGAAAAUUGUGACAUGACCGCAAAGCACGGGGCCGCCUACAGGGUGCUUUUCAGUGCUGCUUCUUUAUGACCUUCUUAGCGUUUUAUUCAGCUAUCUGGUCAACCUCUUGGACAGGUUUGUUUUUUUUUUCAGUCUUAGAAAAGCUAUGGUGAGAUGAAGUUGGAAAAGGACCUUGGGAUAUAUGAAUGCCUGGAGUUGGCCCUGUGUAGACCCUUGAGGGCAGCUGUCCUCUUCCACAUCUGGAAAACAUCUCUGAAUUUGCUGUGUUUUCUUGUCUAAGCCCAGAUGUUUUAUGUCUGGGAGAAAGUGACAGGGUAAGCUGAGAGACAGAGGGAAAUAUUUAGCAAAUAGUUUCCCGGCAUGAAGGCCCUGCUAUUACGAAGGAGUAUGAUGUGUACGCAGAAAUAACAGGUCGAUGAACUGUCCCCAACAGGGCCUUUUAUAUGGGAAAGGCAUCCAUAAAGAAGCAAUAGAGAAGAAUGUCACAAUUAUUUUUAUAUCUGUGUAUACUUGUCAAAGAAGGAUUUGUGCUGCUUCUCCUUUUGAAAUCUGUAUCUUCAGUUAGAUAUCGUUAACUGACAAGCAACCUGUAUAUGGAGGGUGAGAAGAAGUGGGAAACUGUGACAAUAGGAGGGAGAGCUAUUUAGGGACCUGAUGAAAAUGCUGGACCAAUUGUGCAAACUGGAUGCUGGCCCCAGUUGUCCCACUACUUAGCUGUCUGAUCUUGGACAAGAUCCUUAUGGUUUCUACUUUCUCAGUUGUAAACCAGAAGGUUGAUGUAUGAGUUGAUUGAAAAAAAUAUAUGUGAAAAUUCUUUGAAAGAGUAUAAAGCACUAUC